Messenger RNA from Hyaloperonospora brassicae, 579 nucleotides. Lineage: Eukaryota; Oomycota; Peronosporomycetes; Peronosporales; Peronosporaceae. The record is from the annotation of a GenBank genome assembly.
AUGACCAUGGAGACAACCGCGCGCAAGAGUGGGCAGCAGACGCUCUCGCACUUGCUCGCCAUUGCGUACCAUGUGCUGGACGAGGUCAAGUACACGAACCUCAAGCCGCCGCUCCGCUCGAGUCUCAAGUCAUUUGCCGCGGACGUGAACGCGCCGGGAUCGCCGCCGUCGGAAGCAGAGACGGCGCAGGACGAGGCGUUUGCGGACGUCAAUGGACAGACUGUUGGGUUCGUGGGCGGUCAGGGCCACCCCGUUGUGGUCCCAUUUACGCAGGAGGAGAUUCAGGACACGUACACGAGGAUGGCGGCGCUCAAGACGCAGUACAUGAAGCUCAGUGCGGAGCUGCUGGAGGCGGUGAAGGAGCUGGAGAAGAAGAAGGAGAACGGGGUGCGGGACAAGGACGAGGAUACGGCGGUGGCAGCUUUGGUGGCCAAGAGGAACCAGCUGCGCAAGGAGGUCUACGAGAGGAACGUGGUGAUGAAGGGACUGAUUGAUCGACUGCGCAAUCUACAGCACUCGAUCCGACUCAUGCAGGGCGGCAGUGCGUAUCCCCCUAGCAUCGUCAUGGAAAGCGUUUGA